This is a messenger RNA of Hyaloscypha bicolor E, 650 nucleotides long. RefSeq lists its product as uncharacterized. NCBI's taxonomy places the organism in Eukaryota, Fungi, Ascomycota, Leotiomycetes, Helotiales, Hyaloscyphaceae. The transcript has 3 exons. The record is from RefSeq and is a predicted model, not a curated record. Bases 132 to 650 code for a protein of 172 amino acids.
UUUCAAUGUUCUCAUUGCCUUUGCUGUCAGCUUGAUUCGUGAGCCCCAUCUGGUUGAAACCCCAGUCAAGUUUCGCUUCCCCUGUUUGACCGUUUCAAGCCUAGCGGUCGAGCGUCACUGUCCGAGAUGCCAUGGACAUUUCAUCCCUGUAUGAGACGAUGGCUGCUGGGAACCAAACGCCGUCCAAACUUCUUUGGCCCUCGGCCGACCUUGGGGGCGAGAACCUGGGGCCAGCCCCACCAGUCAGUUCAGUCAAUGGCACUCCUAUGUUUCAAAGAGAGCGGGUACCGUGCGUCGUCAUCUCCUGUUCAUGGUGGUAUCAGACUUGGAAUGACAUUCAAGAAACGUUACACUGGACGUCUUUGACAAUAUCCACCUGUGUCUGCUGCAAAUUCAUCAUCAUACAGGGAGCGGUUCAAGUGGCCCUCUCUUACCAGUCCCAAGAACUCCAAGAGAAGGGUUUCUGGUUGGCUACCAAGAGGAUUGAGCUCUCCUGGAUUCGGGAAUGUGACAAGUCAAGAUUCUGGUACGACAUCGUAAAUCUCAUCGAUGUGGAGAUCGACAAGGCCAGCGCUGAGUCCAAGAUUGUGAAGAAGUGUUGGGUACUUUCAACUACCUGCUCGGCUAAGGUGGCUCGGCCAAGGGGAUGA